Molecule: messenger RNA, 735 nt
Organism: Lactuca virosa
Lineage: Eukaryota; Viridiplantae; Streptophyta; Magnoliopsida; Asterales; Asteraceae
Source: the annotation of a GenBank genome assembly
AUGUGUGGUGGUGCUAUCAUCGCCGAUCUCAUACCUCGUCCCCGCCGCCUCAACUCCACCAACGUCUGGCCCAACUCCACCGUCUACCCUAAACUCAACCCUUUCCAAUCAGAAUUUAACCACUUUGAAGAAGAAGCCUCUCCUGUUCAUAAACGAGCUCCAUUAUCUUCAGGAAACCUCUUUCAUUCCUUUUUUCUUUCUUAUGUUUUCUUUAUUACUAGAAAAAGACAGAGGAAGAAUUUGUACCGAGGAAUCAGGCAGCGUCCAUGGGGAAAAUGGGCGGCUGAGAUUCGUGAUCCGAGGAAAGGUGUUAGGGUUUGGUUGGGUACUUUCAACACAGCGGAAGAGGCUGCUAGAGCUUACGACGCAGAAGCUCGAAAAAUCCGUGGAAGAAAAGCUAAGGUUAAUUUUCCCAACGAAGGAGAUUCUUACAACUGUGCUUCACUUCGUAAUGGUUCUUUUGUGAGUUUCUCAAACGAAGCCAUUGGUUCGGGGGAAAAGGGGUUUGUUCCGGCAAUGGCGAAAGAAAUGGUUACGGAGAAGAAAGCGGAAGUCGUACAGGAAGUUAACGAAGUGGAGAAGCUGUCUGAGGAACUCAUGGCGUACGAAUCAUAUAUGAAAUUUUACGAGAUGCCGUAUCUCGAAGGGGAGCUGGUGGAGGUCCCGGCGAAUCCAGAGGGCGGAGCUGGCGGUGGUUCUAUUGAGCUCUGGAGUUUCGAUGACGAUGUUCUGUAA